This is a messenger RNA of Cylicocyclus nassatus, 742 nucleotides long. The record is from the annotation of a GenBank genome assembly. Lineage: Eukaryota; Metazoa; Nematoda; Chromadorea; Rhabditida; Strongylidae.
AUGUUAAUACUUCUGUUCCCUGUAUUACUCUUGUAUGUGUCGGCAGCGCAACGUCAUGACGAUCAUAUUUUCCCAGCUGAUGACAUUAUUGAGCUACCAGUGGGAAGAUUUCCGGAUCCUGACUGUGAAUAUUCCGUGUAUAGAAAUGGACCGUAUGGACCUAAGGUCAAUGGCAAAGUUCGUGUCGGCGACAUCGUCUUCCAUUCGUGGAAAUGUAGCUACGGAGCCCUUGACAGCAGUAUGUACUGCCUAAUGGUCAAUAACUGUACAGUAUCUAGCGAACAAGGCAGCUCUUCACAUAGGGUUCCGAUUUUGGACGAGUUUGGCUGCUCGCUUUUUCCUAACAUUUUACCACAUGUAGAAUAUCCAUCAGAUCUCAAUGGUGGACUGCUAGUGCAUGCAUUUUCUCUUGAUGUUGAUCAGGCUGCAGUCUUCUUCGAAUGCAAUGUAAAGCUUCUACUAAAGCUGAACGGUGUCUGUAGAAGGCCUACCUGCCCUCCGCUAGAGGAGCUAAGAGGAGUUCGUAGCCGCUUUCGUAGACGUUUUGCAAAGGCUUAAUCCAUCUCUACAACUUUCUGUGAAGUAGAAAUAAAUGAAAUGGGCGGAGAAUGUACCUCAUCAACUGCAUGCUCCGCCCAUUCAAAGAUACGUAGGAACUAACUAUUAUUUUCUCCUUGUAUAGCUCUAUUCUUCCUUAUUAUUGCUCUUUCCAUUUUACGGGUCAAAUAAAUAUCUUUGCUUG